This is a messenger RNA of Mesitornis unicolor (brown roatelo), 1917 nucleotides long. RefSeq names its product angiomotin-like. The record is from RefSeq and is a predicted model, not a curated record. Gene Ontology annotation, biological process: angiogenesis; regulation of cell migration; hippo signaling. The transcript is spliced from 6 exons. Lineage: Eukaryota; Metazoa; Chordata; Aves; Mesitornithiformes; Mesitornithidae. The annotation marks the transcript as partial. Gene Ontology annotation, cellular component: plasma membrane; cytoplasmic vesicle; lamellipodium. Gene Ontology annotation, molecular function: signaling receptor activity.
UUUUGGAAGCGAGGAGAGUGUCAAGUGAUCUGGCCUACCGAAGAGGAGCGUGAAGCUGUCUCUGAGUGCAGAUUUUGGACUGGCGGGAGGAAGGCUGUGUGUGACCCCCAUGUGGCAGAGCUGCUUCUCCUUACCCAGGAAGUCCAAGUGAAGAAAAUAGGUCAAGGGCAGCUUUUGCAUUCCACCCAAAAGGCACCACAGUUUGAGAUGAGGAAUUCAGAAGAGCAAGCAGCUACGACAGUUUUACAGCGCCUGCUGCAGGAGCAGCUCAGAUACGGAAACCCAAAUGACAACCGUAACCUUCUUGCCUUACACCAGCAAGCCACAGGAAAUGCCCCCCCUUUCAACAGCACUGGGAGUCCAGCAUCGCAGAACGAAGGGCUGAGCUCCCAGGACCACCAGCUCGUGACUCAUGCUGCCCGGCAGGAGCCCCAGGGCCAGGAGAUACAGGUGGACAACAGCAUCAUGGAGAAGCAGCUCUCCCCGCGACUCCAGAACAGCGAGGAUCUCCCGACCUACGAGGAAGCCAAAGUCCAGUCGCAGUAUUUCAGGGGCCAGCCGCACGCUAGCGUUGGGGCAGCGUUUUACGUAACGGGGGUCACCAACCAAAAGAUGAGGACUGAAGGGCGGCCCACGGUUCAGCGGGUGAGCCCAGGGAAGGUCCACCAGGAUGAAGGACUUAAGGACCUCAAGCAAGGGCACGUCCGCUCCUUGAGUGAGCGGCUGAUGCAGCUGUCUUUGGCCACCAGUGGUGUCAAGGCCCAUGCGCCCGUGACAAGCGCGCCGCUCUCCCCCCUCUCUCCGCUCUCUCCUCAGCAGUCCAGCGACCCUUACAAAAAUUCGGGCUCCAAUGAGUUCUACAAGAACUCGGUGCAGCCCCCAGCCCAACCCAGCAUGAAAGGAAUGGAGCAGCGGGGUCCUCCUCCAGAGUAUCCUUACAAAAAUGUGUCCACCCCAUCUAUGAACUGCAAACCUCAGGACUCGGGACAUUUCUAUAGCGAUCAUCGCAUGAGCCAGCAGGGGAGAUCUGAUGGGCCGAUGAUGAGGUAUCAGCAUCCUCCUGAGUACGGGUCAGUCAGGCAGAACCCAGAUGUGCAGCUGCAGCUACAACAGAGACCACCACACCACCACAGCCCAACAUCAUCCUUGACGUCCCUGGGAUCUUUGACUUUGCUUCAGUCUCCGCCACCAUCCAGGCUGUCCCCUUCCCAGCAUCAGCAACCUCUGACACCAAGCCAGGGAGAUCCUGGCAUUCUGCCGCGGACCCAGCAGCCGUUCCUGUCCACCCAAGUCCAUCAGGGAGAUCUGUACCGACUAUGCCAGCCCUUCCUAGGCCCGCAGCAGCAGCAAGGCGAUUCCUAUUCAGUGAUGUCCCGGGCUCAGCAGAUACCUUCCCCAUAUCAGCAGAUGCAAGUAGAUCCUUUUGCCAUCGUUUCCAGAGCCCAGCAGAUGGUGGAAAUCCUGUCAGAAGAUAACCGCGCUCUACGGCAGGAGCUGGAUGGGUGUUACGAGAAAGUAGCCCGGCUGCAGAAGCUGGAAACAGAAAUUCAGCAAGUUUCAGAGGCAUACAAAAACCUGGAGAAAUCAUCCUCUAAGCGGGAUGCGCUGGAAAAGGCCAUGAGAAACAAGCUGGAAGGAGAAAUUCGUAGGCUUCAUGAUUUCAACAGGGAUCUAAGAGAACGUAUGGAGACAGCCAACAAGCAGCUUGCGGAGAAGGAAUUUGAGGGCUCUGAAGACAAUCGGAAAACCAUCUCUCAGCUCUUUGCACAAAACAAGGAAACACAGCGUGAAAAAGAGAAACUGGAAAUAGAGCUGGCUGCUGCACGCUCCACUAACGAGGACCAACGGAGACACAUCGAGAUCCGAGACCAGGCCCUGAACAACGCUCAGGCCAAGGUGGUGAAACUGGAGGAGGAG